GCGAGUCGGUGGAAAAUGACCGGAGGGAGGCUCUUAUCUGGGGGGUGAAAAUUUAACAUUUACCAGCAUGAAUUACGUUUUGUUUUUUAUUAAAAACACAUUUUUCUCUUUUAUGAACUUUUAACCUUCCAGCUCCGGAGGACAUUUGGUGACAUUGGAGUACUUUUGAGGCAUUUUAACACUGUUUUUGUUUAGUGAUAGCGAUAAUCACCGUUAGGUCAGGAUGCCGCGAGACAACAAGACUCCUCUGAUACAGAAAAUAGCCAAGCAAGCUUUCACCACCUUUAAAGACUUAAAGGCGUCAAACAACGGGGAUAAUAAACUCGUCGAGGACCAACACAGUGAACUAAUCUCACUGGUGACCGCGGUCAGAGCUGCUGACCUGAAGAUAGCUUCCCGGAAACCCGCACCGGGCUCCGCAGCAGCAGCAGCAGCAGCUCCGGUCGCCUACAUGCACAUCUGCGAGACGGAGGUGUUCAGCAUGGGAGUGUUCCUGCUGGGGACCGGAGCCUCCAUCCCGCUGCACGACCACCCGGGCAUGAACGGGAUGCUCAAGGUUCUCUACGGGAAGGUGAGCGUCCGCUGUUUUGACAAGCAGGAGGACAACCUGACCGCCCCGCCUCAAUUCGAGCCCCAGUUGGCUCCGUUCCAGACGGCCUCCCUGCGGCGCUCCGUGCUCCGCUCGGUCACCGAGUACUCGGAGGACGACGGGCUGUGCCUCCUCACUCCUCUGCGGGAUAACCUCCACCAGAUCGACGCGGUGGAGGGACCGGCCGCUUUCCUGGAUAUCCUGGCGCCCCCGUACAAUCCAGACGACGAGCGGGACUGUCAUUAUUACAAAAUCCUGCAAACUGUGGCGGAGGGGGAAACGGGUGAAAAGGGCAACGAGGAGCAGCAGGGAGAGGAGAAGGAGAAAGAGGAGGAGGAGGCAUGGCUGCUAGAAAUCCCUCAGCCGGAGGACUUCUGGUGCGGUGGGGAACCCUACCCGGGUCCUGCAGUCUCUUUCUGAAAACCUCUGAUCAGAGGAACUAUACUGCAGCAUAUGACAGUGAGAAUACAGUGAUAUCCAUCCAUCUACAAGGGGAGACUUAGUGAUACCCUGCUCCACAGGGAGGUCAAACACGAGGGUCAUCAUUACCUGGAACUCAAAAGGGAUUGUGUGCCUUGCUCAGGGAUGCUACAGCAAGGCAGAGAACCCUCCAACAGAAUAAGGACCACUGAACUGCCUUCCACAAAUCGACAAAAGAGUUGACACAAGGAAUUCACAUUCCUAAUAUGGUAUUUUUUUCUUUGGACCAUUAUAUUGCCUUGUACACACAUGAAUGUCAUUAGCCAAACGUUCUGUGAAUGCUGGGGUCUCAUUAGGAUCUCUAGUCUUCAGUGAGGCCUUGAAAACCUUUUUACACAUCUAUUCUUUCACUGUGCUGCAGAGAACUUCCACAUUGUGACGUGUCUUAAUGCCAAAGCCUGUAACUCAAGACGUACCUGCCUUAUUUGUGAAUAUGGAACGUAUACUUAUUAUUAUUAAGAGUGCCACUUCUAUUGUACACGCUCAUUUCUUCUUCCAAAGUGCACACACUACAUAUAUAUAUAUAUAUAUAUACUUUAUUUUAUGUGCUUAACUUAUUCCAGAUAACAUGGUUCCUAAACACACAGGUCUGACUGGUUAAAGCUACUGCGAGGAACUUAAUUUAAUAUACUCAAUUUAAUACUUCUGCCUCUAUGUGACCAACAUAAGUUAACAAGACCAUCAGUGAAAAGGUUGGACCCAAUUCAAUUCAAUUUAUUUUUAUAUAGCGUCAAAUCAUAACAGAAGUUAUCUCGAGACGCUUUAUAUAUAGAGCAGGUCUUAGACCGUACACCAUAGUUUAGAGACCCAACAAGAGAUCCCACCAAGCGCGCCGUUGGCCAGGAAAAACUCCCCGUUUAGCGGGAAGAAACCUGGAGCAGAACCCAGCUGCAUUCGAACUGCAGUCGAACGCUCCACGGGAGGCUGGAGAGCCAACACCGUCACCACGCUGAUGGAGGCCCAGGCUGUAUUGCUGGGCCCGCUGGAGGGAAAGGAGGCAGAGGACUACUUCCACUUUAGUUUUUAUUGGUGCUUUUCAAGGUUAUACACAUAUCAACAACACGAUGGGCAUGUACACAUUCAGACCCACAAACAAAGGAAACAACACAAACAGGACUCAUGUUUGGGAGUUACACUUCGAUCAUUCCAUACAUUCUCAUGUCAUUUCCAACUCAAUCAGUUGUCCUUUCUGCCUUCUUUGUCGCUGUUUUGGUUUUUAAAUAAUGUCCAUUUCUCCCAUUUGUCUUCCAUCUGUGUUUCUCGCAGUCUUAACCGAUGUGUCAGUUUCUCCAUUAUGUAUAUCUCCUCUACUACCCCUAUCCACUGCUCGUGUGUAGGGGGAUCCACACUGAAUUGGUGGAUGUUUGAUGCAUUUUCCACACGUUUCCCCAAUCCUCAUCUGAAAUGUUUGUGUUAAACUCUGACUCCCAUCUCUCUUUUUAUUAUAUUUAGUUGAAUGUUUGCUUGCCGUCAGUUUCUGAUAUAGUGUUGAUGUGAUUCUAAUUUUUGUUCCUUUGUAUGAACUGAUUAUAAUCUGAAUCACACCAUUCACUUCCACGGAGGGAUCCCUUUUUAUCUCCUUCUUAUAAUAGUCCCUUAGUUGCAUUUAUCUAUAAAACUCCCGCUUAUCUAAAUCAUAUUCAUCUUUUAUAUUCUGGAAACUCUCCAGCUCCCCAUCUUUCUCUAAAGUGCACCAUGCUGUGACUCCCUUGUUUACCCACUGUUUGAAUGCUUUAUCAUAUCCAGCUGGAUUAAAAUUACUAUCAAAUGCCA
Sebastes umbrosus (honeycomb rockfish) is the source of this 2842-nucleotide messenger RNA. It is a transcript of the gene adoa, whose product is annotated as 2-aminoethanethiol (cysteamine) dioxygenase a. The record is from RefSeq and is a predicted model, not a curated record. Gene Ontology annotation, molecular function: oxidoreductase activity, acting on single donors with incorporation of molecular oxygen, incorporation of two atoms of oxygen. The coding region runs from base 224 to 1009 and encodes 261 amino acids. Gene Ontology annotation, cellular component: mitochondrion. The transcript is spliced from 2 exons. Lineage: Eukaryota; Metazoa; Chordata; Actinopteri; Perciformes; Sebastidae.